AGGAGGUCGUUUUUCGAACGCUGAAAUGGAAACCCCGAAAAGUUGCGAUACGUUCGUUGUAAUGGGUGAUAAAACGGGAGACGGAAGUACCAUUUUUGGGAAAAAUUCAGACCGACCAAAUGGAGAGGUUCAAGAACUCGUCUUUGUCGCUGCUUGUGAUCACGCUCCUGGCUCUAAGUUGCAGUGUACGUACAUAGAGAUCGAUCAAGUCGAGCACACGCAUGGCGUCAUGUUGUCGAAACCAGCGUGGAUGUGGGGAGCCGAGAUGGGUGCCAACGAACACGGAGUUUGCAUUGGAAACGAGGCGGUGUGGACGAAGCUCAAUAGUGCCGACGACAAAGUCGAACGACUGCUGGGUAUGGAUCUCUUGAGACUGGGUCUCGAGCGUGGCAAGACUGCCAAAGAAGCGAUGGAUGUGAUCACAGAGCUGUUGGAUAAAUACGGGCAAGGAGGACCGUGUUCCGACGUAACCGGCUUGUUUUACUUCAACUCAUUCAUCAUCGCGGAUCACGGGGAAGCGUGGGUUCUCGAGACUGCUGGCAGGUCAUUUUGGGCUGCUGAAAAAGUCACUGAGGGAUAUCGAAACAUUUCGAACGACUUGACGAUCACGACGAAGAUAGACGCUAGUUCUCCGGAGCUUGAGAAACAGGCCCGCGAGGAAGGGCUUUGGUCCAGCGACGAGCCAUUUAAUUUCCGGAAGGCAUUUGCCUCUGGCUCUGGUGAUAUCGAAUGCGGAGACUCGAGAUACGUUGCUGGCAAGACUUUGUUGAAAGAGCUCACGAGUACUGGUGGGUUCGACGUGCGAGGAAUGAUGCAGAUUCUGAGGCAUUCCGAGUCGGAGAUUUGUCGCUCGAGAGAGCACAAGCAUCCGACCGCGAGUAGUCAGAUAUCAGUGUUGUCUAAGGAUGCUAAGCCGAGUGUUCAUUGGUUCACUGGGACCCCGGAUCCAUCGUUGUCGGUGUACAAGCCGUUUGCGUUUCUGGAAGGAGUCUCUGGAUGUGACGACGUUGUAAGUCCGAAGUACAGCGAUGCUGAAGAUCCCGCGAAAACGACGCCGAGAUUUGCCAAGUCCGUGGAUCGCCGCCACAACUUGUUCCGUGCUCAGGAGCAAGCGGUUUCCAAGGGGGUUUUGCGACCCGGCUCAGAUUUACUCGAGAAGCUCAAAACUUUAGAAGCUGAAUGCGUGGAAGAAGUAGGCAAACUCGUUGCGGAAUUCACACCGGAUAGAUCAAACGACUUGCUUGGCAUAUUCAACGACUGCAUUGAAGCAGAAAUUAAGUUGUACGAAUAGAUCAGCGAUGCCAGGUAACCCCUCCCCCUGAGCAAUGAUGUAAAUUCCUCUCGAAUAUCAGUAAAGCUUACACGCUUAGGAUCUUACUCUUGUUCCGAGAGAUUUUUACAGUUCUAUAGCAGCAUCAUUGUUGCUAAAUUCAGCACAUUAAGCUUCAAAGGAUACCAUUAAGUUUUUGAAAUGAAUUUCCUUGCGGAUUUCUCUUCCAAUUCUGUGUCCGAAAUUCUUAUACUUUUCGGUUGCGUGUUCCCUUGAAUUUAGGACAACAGUUCAGUAUGUAUACUCCUCUCGGUAUUUGAACAAGAAUCCAUUUUUUUUCAUCUAUGGAUAAUUCUCGCGGAUUUACUGAAAAAUCAAUCUCAUAGAGACCCAGUCCAGAACUAGGAAAGACAAAGAAAAAAAUCUCGUAUUUGCAGCGUGUGCAAAUGAUCUUGGGCGGAUUUUUUUUGCUUAAUAGCACGGCUUUUGAUGAUUGUGAUGUACAGCACAGCGUUCAUUCAGUAUCGUGGAUACGCGGAAAGUUCAUGGUGUUGUUGAUGUGUUGUGGGGAAAAAAUCGGGGUUCGGGAUUUCCAGCGUAAAUCUUUCGAGUGGAUCCCCUGAUCACAUGAGUGUCCCAUCAUUUUCUCUCCGUGACGCGUCUUUGCGGUGCGAUUUCGGGAUGAAGCGGCGAUUUCCAAAUUCUUGCUGGAAUGAGUCGUAUUUCGGCCUUCACUGUUUUCUGUUUCUGUGUCAUGUAAAGGAAAGCUUUAAAACCUG
Molecule: messenger RNA, 2049 nt
Organism: Notodromas monacha
Lineage: Eukaryota; Metazoa; Arthropoda; Ostracoda; Podocopida; Cyprididae
Source: the annotation of a GenBank genome assembly